UGUAAGUGUUGGCGUGUAACGAAGCAAUUGCACUUCCUUGCAAUUGCACAUCGUUCAGUUCGCUUUUUGCAUCUUACCGUUUGCGUUGAGUUUGCGCAUGCUUGUUGCAUUUUGUUAGUAAUUUGUGUUGAACGUCUAAUAUAUUUGUUCUGUUAAUGUUGAAUUUAUGAAUAAAAACGCGGUGAAUAAAACCACAAGCCGCUGCAUUAAAAGCACACAUCAAAUGGCCGCAACCUUGCGGAAGAAUCAUGUGCGAACACAGUGCCAUGUGCAGCAGUCCUGGUGGCUUUUGUGCCUGUGCGCUGGAGUGCUGCUGCUCGUUUGCGGUGCGACUUUUACCUCCGCGACGGGAUCAGCGCACGCACGGUGCGAUGGAGAUCAGUUCCAGUGCAAAAACGGAGUCUGCAUCUUACAGGCGAAGAUGUGCGAUGGACGUAGCGAUUGCACAGACAACACGGAUGAAUUGGACUGCGACUACAAGCUGUGCCGGCAGCCGCAUUGGUUCCCGUGUGCACAGCCACACGGUGCCUGCCUGGCAGCGGAACUAAUAUGCAAUGGUGUCGACAAUUGUCCCGGCGGCGAAGAUGAGCUCCAUUGCCCGCAUCGAAUGGUGGUUAGCUUCGGGCACCGCAACUGCAGCCAGUAUGAAUACAUGUGCCAAGAUUACAGCUGCAUACCGCUCGACUUUAUGUGUGACGGUAAGCCGGACUGCCCCGACAGCUCCGACGAGACCGCUGGCUGCAAGCAGUCAGCCACCAGUUGCAUCACCGGCCACCUCUGUGCGAACGGACGCUGCCUACAGCGCAAACAGUGGCUAUGCGACGGAGUCGAUGAUUGCGGCGAUGGCAGUGAUGAGAAGGACUGCGAGGAUCUCUGUCAACCGUCUAUGGGAAAAUUUAUGUGCCGUAAUCAUGGCAGUUGCCUGUCGCUCGCUCAGGUCUGCGAUGGACAGCCCAACUGCUCAGAUGGCAGCGAUGAGAGCGAGAGUUGCCAUGUCAAGCCCGAUUGUAGCAGCAAACAAUGCCCGCCCGGUGCCACGUGUCACAUGAUGCCCACCAGCGGACCGGAAUGCUAUUGCAAAAGCGGGUUUCGUCUGAUUAAAUUUAAGGAUAAGUGCGAGGAUAUUAACGAGUGCCAGGAGCGACAAGACCUGUGUAGUCAGCGCUGUGAGAACACAUCCGGUGGCUAUCGCUGUACCUGUGAUGCAGGCUACGAGCUGGAUGACAGCAAUAACCGCACAUGCCAUGCCAUAAACAGUGGCACAGAGAAACAACCACCGCUACUACUGUACACGACCCAGAUGACUGUGAUGGGCAUGCAUCUAACGCCGCAGUCGAAAGAUCGUCAUCACAUCUUCAGCGUGGCCACAAAUUUGACUAAAGUGAUUGGCGUGGCUUUUGAUGGCGACCAUGUCUACUGGACCAACAUACAGAACGAAGCGGAGAGCAUUGUGCGUGCACAUGCCGAUGGGUCCAUGGCCGAGAUAUUGCUCACGUCUGGUCUAGACGCUCCCGAGGAUUUGGCUGUCGAUUGGCUAACUCACAAUAUAUAUUUCUCAGAUAAUGUUAUGAGACACAUUGCGGUGUGCUCGAACGAUGGACUCAGUUGUGUGGUGCUGGUCACAGAGGAUGUGCACCAGCCGCGCAGUCUAGCAUUGUGGCCACAACGUGGUCAAAUGUUCUGGACCGACUGGGGCAAUAAGCCAAUGAUAGCCCGUGCCUCCAUGGAUGGCAAACACUCCCAACCGAUUGUAUCAGAUAAUAUACAGUGGCCUAACGGCAUUGCCUUGGAUAUGCACCAGGAGCGUAUCUAUUGGGUGGACGCCAAGCUGGGCAGCAUACAAAGUGUGCAUCCAGAUGGCAGCGCACGUCAAACUGUACUCGAUGGAAUGCUAAAGCAUCCUUAUGGUCUAGCUAUAUUCGAGGAUCAUCUGUACUGGUCGGACUGGGGCACCAGGAGCAUUCAUACCUGUCACAAAUUCUCAGGCAAACAACAUCGUAUUUUGGCACGUGAUCGCACAAUCUACGCCGUGCAUGUCUAUCACCCGGCGAAGCAACCGCAGAUUCCGCAUGCCUGUGAAACGGCACGAUGUUCGCAUCUUUGCCUGCUCGCUGAGCCGAGUGCGGGUGGCCACACGUGCGCUUGUCCAGAAAGCAUGACACUGUCAGCAGAUGGACGGCGCUGCAGCCAGACAGAGAAGAAGCAGCGUCUGUUCAUUGGACUGCGUCAAGUGCUGCUAGAAAUCGAACACACUUCGUUUGGCCGACAUGUAGUCAGCUACUCGCACAACCUGCCCUGCUACAUCAGCGAGAUGGUCUUCAACAACAUCAACGGCACCCUCUUCAUUGCGGACAACAUGCAGCGCGCGAUCUUCGAAUACGUGCCACAUAUCAACGAGCACCGCCUGACCACGUUGGUCUAUCGGAAUCUGGGAAACAUCAGCGCUUUGGCAUUCGAUCAUUUAGCCCACAAUCUCUACUGGGCGGAUAUCGAUCGCCACGUGAUUGAACUGAUUUCCUUACGCACCGGACAGCGUGCAUUGGUACGCUUCUUUUCUGGAGAUGAGAUGCCCAUAGGUCUGAGCGUUAUGCCAGCGGAGGGAUAUAUGUUUGUUGCACUCAAGGCGCGCCGGCACACACAUAUCGAUCGCUUGGCACUAAGCGGAAAGGGUGCUCAGACUCACGUCUUUGAAGACGAUCUGGGCGACGAUGACAUCAAGUUGGCCGUAGACUAUGAGACGCGCACUAUGUUUUGGUCAGACAGCGAUACGAAUCGGAUCAGCUUCAGCAAUUAUCGCCAAACCCAUGCGAAUACGUUUCGAGGCAAAUUCCGGCGACCAUAUGCUCUGGCCUUGGUCGAUCAGGAUCUGUUUUGGAGUGAGCUUGGCACACCGGCCAUCUACUGGACGCACAAGAACAACUUGGGUCCCAACAAACGCAUCGAGAUCGAUACAAAUCCCCAUCUGGGUCGCGAUGGUGCAGGUGCAGCAGCCGCCGCCUUUCUCACCCACGCCCUGCCCAUUCGCAUACCACUGGCAGGAAGUCGACGACUUGUCGAUGGCUUAGCCCCGCAUCCCUGCCAGCAUGCCAACGGCGGCUGCUCGCAUGUGUGCGUCAGUGCCGGACAGUUUGACAGUGCAUGUCUAUGCCCCGCAGGCUUUGUUUACCGCGAUGCCUCUAAUCGCAGCUGCACUGAAGCCCUGGAUUGUGAGUUCCGUUGCCGCACCUCGGGCGAGUGCCUGACCAUAGCGCACCGUUGCAAUGGCCAUCAGGACUGCGCCGACAGCUCUGAUGAGUCGGACUGCGACGACAUCAAACGCACUAAAGUCAAAUGUGAUCUAUCACAGUUCGCCUGCCACGAUGGCGAACGUUGUCUGGCCAAAAACAAGCGCUGCGACGGCAACAAGGACUGCAACGAUAACUCUGACGAGCUGCACUGCUCUCAGUUCGAUAAAACAAAGCUCUGCCACGCCCAUCAGCACGCUUGCGACAAUGGCAAGUGCGUGGACUACACCUUGGUAUGUGACGGAAACAACGAUUGUGGCGACAACUCGGAUGAGCUGCGUUGCAAGGAAGCCGCCAGCUGUGAACGAGGCAUGUUCCAGUGCAGCAGUGGAUCGUGUAUUGCCAGCAGCUGGGAAUGCGAUGGCCGCAUCGAUUGCAGCGAUGCAUCCGAUGAGCACGACAAGUGCGGACAGCGUCAGUGUCCAGAGAAGAUGCAUCGCUGUCUGCUCGGCCAAUGUCUCGAUGCGCAGCUGGUCUGCGAUGGCCACAACGACUGCGGCGAUCAAUCGGAUGAGCUCAAUUGUGACCGGCGCAGCGGUGACAAUGCUGCAGGCAACAUCAGCUGCGGCACUCUGGCCUCCCCAAUGUAUCAAUGUACCAGCAAUCUGAAUCUGUGUCUCGAUAUGGCAGUGCGCUGCAAUGGCACCGCCGAAUGCCCGCGCGGCGAGGACGAGGCAGACUGCGGCGAGCUGUGCAGCAUCUACGAGUUCCAGUGCCGAAGCAACAAGCAGUGCAUACGUCAGGAGUUCCGCUGUGACAAGGAGCGCGACUGUCCGGACGGCAGCGACGAGGAGCACUGCGAGCAGCACACGUUGCAUGGCAACGCGACGAGCAGCGACAGCAGCUACUCCUCAGACAUGAGUGCGAGACGUGCAUGUAAGCCGCAUCUCUUCGACUGCCAUGAUGGCGAGUGUGUGGACAUGUCGCGCGUCUGCAACGGCUUUGCGGACUGCAUCAAUGGCAACGACGAAGGCCCACAGUGUGGCAGUGCCUGCACCAAGCCCCUCUGCCAGCACAAGUGCCAGGCGACGCCGGCGGGCGCUGUAUGCACCUGUUUGGAAGGCUAUCGGCUGCAGAGUGAUCAACGCAGCUGUGUGGACAUUGACGAGUGCGCCGUCUCGCCCGAGCAGCAGCCGUGCGCGCAGAUAUGCGAGAAUACGCCGGGCAGCUUUCAGUGUCAAUGCCAUGCAGACUUUAUGCUGCGCCAAGAUCGCAGCAGCUGCAAGAGCAUACAGUCUGGAGCGACUCUCCUCUUCACCAGCUACAAUGAGGUGCGCAAUCUGAGUGAGCAGCCGGUAAUGCUGUCUGUAGCCUGGUCAGCAAACGAUUCACGUAUCAGCGGCUUCGAUGUGGACAUGCGCCGUAAGCUUGGCUACUUUAGCAGCGAGGAGGAGAAUGUCAUUUACCGCGUGGAUAUGCGAGAUCGCAGUCGCAUGGCCGCACUCCAUCUGCGCUCACCCAGCAAAAUGGCCGUGGAGUGGACAACAGGCAAUGUGUACGUGAUCAGCGGCAGUGCGCCACAGCAGAUUAGUGUGUGCAGCUUCCGGGCCAAGAUGUGCGGUCAGAUACUGCACAUGACGUCCCGAUUCAACCUUAAGGCGCUUGCCGUUGACGCUCACCUGGGGCGACUUUUCUAUGUGGCCAUACGCAGCGAGACCUUUGGCCUGCACAUUACGCAGCUUCACAUGUCGCGCCUCGAUGGGAGCCGGCGAGAGCUGCUGCUGCGCAAGCAUCGCAGCUAUGUGACCGCCAUUGCAACAGAUCCGCAUCAGCAGAUGCUCUACUUCGUGGAUCUGCACAGUCGCACCCUUGAGAUGAUCAGCUAUGGGGGACGCGGCAGUGCCAAACAAAGACAGAGCUACGUGCUGCUCCAGAAGAGCAACGCUCUGAUGCAGCCGACUGGACUGAGCAUCUACGAGAAUCACGCCUACAUUGUCAAUAUGGGCGCUAGGGAGGCGGUACGCUGUCAGCUGUAUGGGCAACGCAGCUGCAAGGCCAUCAAUUUGAACGUAAUGAAUGCCCAGGAUAUCAUUGUGGCCGGAGUAUCCCGGCAGCCGUUAGCUUCAGCCAAUCCCUGCCAGCAUGCCCAUUGCACCGGCAUGUGUGUUCUGGCUGACUACGGGUACGAGUGCAUGUGUGGCGAUCUUGUCGUGCCGGAGUCACAGCAGUGUCCACAGGGCAUUACGAAUGAGAUCGACAUAAAUUCUUUGCUCUCGAGUGAGCAGCGCUCGGACAGCAGCGAUGACGGAGGUAGUCGAGGUGCUUGGCUACUGGCCAUGCUACUGUUGAUGGGAGUUGUUGCCACUGGCAUUGGGUACAUGUUCUAUCAACGGCGGCAGCGCGGACAUCGCGAUCUCAAUAUUAACCUGCAUUUCCAGAAUCCUCUGGCAACGCUUGGCGACAAAUCGCUCCAGGAGGACGGCAACGAGGUGGACCUGGCAUGCGACUCCGGUAGUAGUGCCAGCAGCAGAGGCAUCAGCACCCACACUACUGCCACAGGCCCAUAUACGACCGAGCGCGAACCCCUUCAGUUUGGUGUACCCAAGAUCCUGCAGAGAUUUCUGCAGCAAAGGCAAAAACAGAACAGCGAAAUGGUUACACAAGUUCCGCUCGAAAACACAAGAUCGAGCAGAAUACGUUCGCUGGUCAAUGAACGGGGAGGAGAACGCACAAGCUCGAACGCCCUGGUAUCAGGCUCUGGCGAUGAUGCCUUCUCAGCCGGGCACUACGGGGGAGAUGACGCAAGUGAUGAUGUGCAUGCACGACUUGUACCAUAAGUGAUCCACAGAAAUCACCCCAAAUAUUGUUAACUAAUUGAUGUUGUCUACACUUAUGAGCGUUAUAUA
Drosophila hydei is the source of this 6130-nucleotide messenger RNA. RefSeq names its product putative vitellogenin receptor (gene yl). The transcript is spliced from 6 exons. Bases 167 to 6061 code for a protein of 1964 amino acids. Lineage: Eukaryota; Metazoa; Arthropoda; Insecta; Diptera; Drosophilidae. The record is from RefSeq and is a predicted model, not a curated record. Gene Ontology annotation, molecular function: calcium ion binding; protein binding.